UCAAUUACUAAAAUCUUACCAAAGACAAAAAUCGCAAAACAAACGUGCUGUGGGAAAGCCUUAAAAAUACGGAAAGCGUAUUUUAUAAAGCGAAAAAAAUAUUUAUAAAUGAAAAAUGGCGGUGCGGCCGCAACACAUGCACGAUGGGGGUAUAGUAGAGCGACGGUUGCGUCCUAUAUACGACUGGUUGGACAAUGGGAAUAAUAAAAAGGCGUUGCAGGAGGCUGAGAAAGUUUUAAAAAAGAGUCCUUCAUUGCAGGCGGCGCGAGCUUUGAAGGCACUCGCACUUUUUAGGUUAGGUAAGGCGCCGGAGGCUUAUACUAUACUGGAGGCGCUAGCUGACGAGAAGCCGAGUGACGAUACAACGUUACAGGCUAUGACCAUAUCGUACAGAGAGUCUCAACAGCUGCAUAAAGUGUGUGCUCUAUAUGAGGCUGCGGUUAAAGUGGAGCCAACAAGUGAAGAGCUUUACUCCCAUCUCUUCAUGUCUUAUGUGAGGGUCGGUGACCAUCGGUGUCAGCAGAGAACAGCCAUGGCGCUGUACAAGUUUGCACCCAAGAACCCAUAUUAUUUCUGGGCAGUCAUGAGUAUUGUUUUGCAAGCCAAAAAUACUGAAGACCCUACUAAAAAAGGAAUCCUCUUAACCCUGGCCCAAAGGAUGGUAGACAACUUUAUAACUGAACACAAAAUGGAGGCUGAACAAGAGGCUAGGCUUUAUAUUAUGAUAUUGGAACUGCAAGAGAAAUGGGAAGACAUCCUAAAGUUUAUUAAAGGCCGCCUCUACUCUCAACUCGUACCUGGCUCCAGUUCUCAAGCUUGCAUACCAUAUUUAAAAAAACUAGGUUACUGGAGUAGAUUAAACACCCUAUGUAAAGGAUUGCUCUAUGAUAAUCAAGAUAGAUGGGAUUUCUACAUGCCAUAUUUUGAUUCAGUCUUCCAGUUGAUGAAACAAAAUGUCACAGAAGAAUACUGUAUCGAUGAUACAGCAGAGAAAUGUCAUGAGUUUAUAUGCCAAUUGGUCGAAAGUAUGUCGGCUGGUAGGACGUUACGUGGGCCAUAUUUAGCUAGGCUGGAGUUGUGGAAACGGUUAUCGGUUGAGGGAGACCCUACUUCCUUGAUGGGCAGCGGGUUGGCACUCUGCGUUCAGUAUUUAAGAGUGUUUGCAAACAAGCCAUGUGCGGUUCCUGAUCUAAGACCAUAUUUGGCGAUGAUACCGCAGAAAGAGAGGGAAGAUAAAAGUAAAGAUUUUCUGACUUGCUUAGGUUUCGAUGAAAAUAGUAAACCGGACAAUAUAGAAGAUGUCCAACGUCACAUUUCGUGUAUAUCCGCGUGGCGGCUCGUAGCGUCGCCCCUACCUGCAGCGGAGGCCUUGGAACUGGCCAAUAUUCUCAGACGGCACUAUAUACGGUGUCUAGAGAAGGGCCUGGUUACAGCCACAACCACUGAGUUCUGUGCUGCGGAUGGAUAUGGAAUAUUGGCGGCACAUCAUUAUUUCUAUGCUGCUGUGCAACAACAAAGUUCUGCGCCGAUUAUAGAUGCUUUGUGCCUUUUGGAGUUAGUGCUGCAUCAUUCGCCGGCUAACUUCCACGUUAAGUUAUUACUCAUCAAACUGUAUCACGUAUUAGGUAGCGCGGGCGGCGCAGAAAGUGCGUACGCGCGGCUGGAGGUGAAGCACAUCCAGCUGGUUUCGCUGGGCUGGACUCAUUGCGCACGCGCGGCCGCCGCCGGCGCAGCAUCACGUGCGCUGCAACUCCUCGCAGACACGAGGGCCUUCCAUAACCACCACGCCAAGGAUAGCGUGGAGCACCUGACGUACGCGUACAAGUACGGCACGUUCGAGAAGGUGGUGGAGCUGGGCGCGUGGGGCGCGCGGCUGGAGGCGUGCGCGUGGGGCGCGCUGUGUGCGCGCGAGCGGGCGCUGCUGUCGCUCACGGCCGGCCCGCCCGCGCCGCUGCACGCGCCGCCGCGCCUGCCCGACAACCCCACUGACAAUCGGGACCUGAACGUAAUGUUGAGUUGGGAGCCUCCUCAGUGUCAGGACCCCGACUUCAAAGCGCGCACCUUCGAUCAGGAAGUGGCGUAUCUUCGAUUGAAGGACGCAUUGCUAUCGGCCAUUGCACUAUGUAUCGAACUAGCAGAUAACCGGCCUAUUGACGAGAAGCGACCGCAGUACGAAGAGCUCGAAACGUGUGUCGACGCCUUUAGUACAGCAAUAGAGAAAUGUAGGGAAAAGUACUGCGAACGGGAAAAGAUUUAUAUAUCCGCGCCGUUCCCUUCUAGAAUUAUUGCAUUCGUGAACUCGCCUGUGCCCUACCGGGAACUGUACUCGACGACGCUGCGCAUGGUGGGCGAGCUGGCGAUGGGGCGGGCGGCGGCCGCGCACGCGCUGUGCGAGCAGCAGCGCGGGCUCAUGGCGCGCGCGCAGGACGCCUUCACGGACGAGCUGCGCGCCUGCAGCGGGGACGCGGGCUGGACCAUGCGGGACAAACUCGAGGCACUCUCCAAUUACUUUGAGUUCACGGGCAUAAUAACAUUCAUUCUUGGUGUGUGCAAUGAACUAAUAACACCACCUAACACAAAGAAAUCCAAAAAGAAAAUAAGUCAAUCUCCAGAUGAGAUCAAAACUCUGGAACUGCUCAACAAACUCAACGAAACUGUACAAAGUACGAUCACCUUCAUCGAAAACCUACUCGACGAUUGGCCGAAUUACGAAUAUUCCUCGACUAUAGAGGAUGUAUUCGCAAAAUUAAACUUAGAAGACAAAUACUACAAUCCUGUCGAGAACAGACUGAAAGGCGGAAGGGAAGACGUGCUAAACGACCUUAGGAAUAUAUUAAAAAAGAAAUCCAAGUAUUUGAAAAGCUUAGUACAGUGAUAUAUAUGGCAGACUGCGGCAUUGUAAAUUGUUUUAAUAAAUACAUAUCUUGUAAAUAAUUGUUUUGUGCUGAAUUGGCGAUUUGCUAUUUAUUAAUAGCUUCGAUAGGUUGUAGACGUGUAAGCGCAGUUAUCGAUAUCGAUAUUUUGAAUUAGAAGUUCUAUUUUAUCGAAAAUGUUUACUUCACUUUAGCGUCUACAAAGAUACUAAAAGACCAAAAACUAUCUAGACAGGACAAUAUUAGACCUUAUAUUUAGUCCUAGUAAAGGCUAUUAAAUUAGGCGCUACUCUUCAUGUCAAUUACCUACGGUAUAUUAACGAUAUUUCGCUUACACGUCUUUACUAAUUGAAAAGUUUGUUUCAACAUUAAUCUGGGUACGACAAAGACCGCGAAUAGUGCGGUAACUCUUAUAAAAUACGGGACAAUACAUUAUCAACGCAUUUUAAAUAAUAUAUACGCCGACUGCUGUCUUUCGUGCAUGCUUUAAUUUCGAAGUUUUAGCUCCCUGAUAAAACUGAAGAAUAAUUGUUAACUAUAAAGAGACCCUUUCACUUGUAUUUUUAUAUUUAAGCGGGAUUCCUUUUUAUCAACUACGUCAUAAACAAAGCUAAGAUAUAAAAUGAAGUGCGAUAGAUUUUAUAUUCAAGCCACUGCGCUCAUUUUUAAUUUUAGUUCUUUUUAUAACAUUCUCACUAAGAUUUUAUUUACUAAAAUUAGUGUCGAUAUUAAACAUCACAACCUUAAACAACUUCAACCCCAGGUUAAUGUUGAAUCAACAUUUUAAAUAAAUCGCUGACGCAAGCGAUCGCCUUGAACAAUGACCUCCAUAGAAAUUGCUAGUUUUCUUUUAUAAGUGACGUUCAAGUUAUCGAUAACACGAUGUUCAUAUAAUGCAUUUUUAUUGUUUGUAGCUGUUAAGAGGAAUUAAUAUCCGAAAAAAAUAAAGCCUCGUUUCAGAGAUUGUCCCGAUAUGAGGCCCUUAAAUAAAAUAUAGAUCUUAAGUUCUUAUGAAAUGGCGCAGUUUAUUUUAUUUAUCACGUACACAUGUACAUAAAAUCAUUCUAUUACUAUCACAAAAAUGCUCAUGCGCCGUUACAGUUGCAAUAUGUAAUUAUAUUUUACUACAUAAA
Molecule: messenger RNA, 4006 nt
Organism: Manduca sexta (tobacco hornworm)
Lineage: Eukaryota; Metazoa; Arthropoda; Insecta; Lepidoptera; Sphingidae
Gene: psidin
Product: phagocyte signaling-impaired protein
Exons: 11
Coding region: 116-2875 (919 amino acids)
Biological process (GO): N-terminal peptidyl-methionine acetylation
Cellular component (GO): cytoplasm; NatB complex
Molecular function (GO): protein-N-terminal amino-acid acetyltransferase activity; protein binding
Source: RefSeq, a predicted model, not a curated record